Messenger RNA from Melanotaenia boesemani (Boeseman's rainbowfish), 940 nucleotides. RefSeq lists its product as uncharacterized. Gene Ontology annotation, molecular function: zinc ion binding. The record is from RefSeq and is a predicted model, not a curated record. NCBI's taxonomy places the organism in Eukaryota, Metazoa, Chordata, Actinopteri, Atheriniformes, Melanotaeniidae. The transcript is spliced from 3 exons. Bases 5 to 940 code for a protein of 311 amino acids.
AUUCAUGGGUUUCACUGAUGUCACGAUUUUCCGACCACCGCCAUCUUUAGGACCUAGCGCCAUCAACUGUUCACAAGGAAAAAUGGCAAUCGUGCAUCUCUCUGCUAAAGAAAAAGAACGCUAUUUGAAAAAAAUCGGUAUUUUAGGCUUUGAUCCAUAUCAUAUAUCAAAUGAAUUGCUGAAUCCUCUGAAAUCUGCCCAACAUUUGCCAAAUUUGUCUUUUGCCGACAUCUACAUAUAUCUCAUUCACAAUCCAUCCCCCUACACCGGCGAAUCCCUUAAGGCAUACAAGAGUACCGACGCCUACCGCCACUUCACUUCAGGAUGGGUAACUGAGGCUAAACUUCAUCACCUGGAGGAGAAAAAUCUUUUCUUGAUCACAGGAAAGGUGAAACAUUCACAGAGUCUGACUUUGACCCCCACACACCCCUGGAUCACAGUGCAGGAAGAUGGGACUGUUGUUAUGGCUCACUGCACCUGUAAAGCAGGCUUGGGAGAGGUGUGCUCUCAUGCGGCAGCCCUCAUGUAUGCCGUCGUGGCUGCUGUUGAGAUCAGAAACGGUCAGGCUUGCACGCAGAAGCCCUGUGCUUGGACUCGGCCGAGUAGGGCAUCUGUUAAGGGUGUUCCAUUUGAAGAGCUACGCAACAUCAGCUUUUCUCAUAAGGAGCCCCGCCAGACUCAAGCUCCUGGUACGGACAUCACACCAUCAGAUGAAGAGUGCCAGAGAUUUCUUGAGAUGCUUCAUGACAGCGAGAAGCAGGAGUCCAAGCCCAAAGAAAGUGCCAUCCUCUCUGUUUCAGACCGCCACUCCUACAGGUUCAUCCCAAAGGUGAUGCAGCUGGACCUGCCCAUUCCUCUAUCAAACUUGUACUCAAGCUAUUAUCAAACUUGUUUUUAUAUUUUGGAUGAUGUGGGUAAAAUUAAAUUCUCUAUCAAAUAA